CAAGGCGGCUCCCUCCGGCCUCUACUGCGGCCCGCUGCGGCUGCUGGCGUGCGAGGUUGCCGACCGGCUAGCAGCGGAGGGGGUCCCCUGCCACCUGGUGACCGGGCAGGAGGUGCGACCCGCCUUCCUGCCGGCAACCCGGGGGGACGGCAAGGAGGAGGACGGCACCCGCGGGCCUGACCACAGCAGCAGCAGCAAUAACAGUGACCACAACAACCGCAACAGUAACCACGUCAGAUGGCGAGUUGAGGAGGAGCAGCAGCCCCAGCAGCAGCAGCAGCCCCAGCACUCCCCGCGACCCGCCCGGCACACCGCCUGCACCGUGGAAAUGGCGGACGUACAAAUGCUCGACGCAUCCUCCCUCAUGACGACAACCACCCACCCCCAACCACCCUCCUCCCCCUCCACCUCCCCCCACUACCUCGAUGUCGCCGUCCUAGAUGAGAUCCAGAUGCUGGGCGACCGGCACCGCGGGUGGGCCUGGACCCGAGCGCUGCUGGGCGUCGCGGCCGCGGAGGUGCAUGUGGCGGGGGACGGGGCGGUGCUGCCCGUGCUGCGGGAGCUGGUGGAGCAGUGCGGGGACGAGCUGGAUGUGCGGCACUACCACCGGCUGUCGCCGCUGGUGGUGCAGUCGGAGGCGUUGGGUAGCCUGGGAGCGGCGGCCGGGGGGGACUGUCUGGUGGGGUUCUCGCGGCGUAGUCUGCAUGCGAUGAGGAGGGAGGUGGUGCGGCGGAGCGGGCGGGAGGCGAGUCUGGUGUAUGGGGGGCUACCGCCGGAGGCACGCAGGCAGCAGGCGGCGCUGUUCAAUGAAGCCUCCGUGGGGCCGCAGCAGACGCAACAGCAGGAAACAGCAGGAGGAGAACAGCAGCAGCAGCAGCAGCAGAAAGAGCAAGGGGCACAUGCGGGUGGCGGCACGGGGGAGGGGCCCAUGGGUCGGCGGAACCACCAGUCACCCCCGCAACAUGCGCAUGGGAGGUCAGGGAGUGACAGCGACAGCAGCAGCAGCAGCAGCGGUAGUGAUGACACUGGCAGCACGGGUGGUGCUGCAGCCGGUGCUGCUAGUGAUGGUUCCGCUGGGGGUGCUUCCGCUGCCGAGGGUGCUCAGGGUGCUCAGGGUGCGGGUGCAGGGUCCCGGGUGCUAUGUGCCAGUGACGCAAUCGGCAUGGGCCUCAACCUGAACAUCCGCCGUGUGGUCUUCACAUCGCUGCAAAAGUACGACGGAAGGAUUGUACGGCCGCUCGAGGCCUCCGAGGUACGACAGAUCGCGGGUCGCGCGGGUCGCUUCUCCUCCACGCACCCCACCGGCUACGUCACCACGCUGCACCCCGCCGACCUUCCUGCGCUGCACCGGGCGCUGGGGGAGGCGCCGCAACCCGUCAGCAGGGCCUGCCUGCUGCCCAGCUCCGAGCACCUGGUGGCCUACGCGCGCCUGCACCCGCACCGCCCCCUCGCCACCAGCCUGCUUGCGUUCGCCGCCGCCGCGCAGCUGGGCCCCGCCUACCUGUACGCCAGCUACGAGGGGGUGUACGGCAUCGCGAGUGCGCUACGGCACUUGGAGGGGCGGUUGGAGCCGGAGGAGCUGAUCCUGUUUAGCACGGCCCCUGCUGACAUGGACGACCCCUCGGUGGC
Molecule: messenger RNA, 1629 nt
Organism: Astrephomene gubernaculifera
Lineage: Eukaryota; Viridiplantae; Chlorophyta; Chlorophyceae; Chlamydomonadales; Astrephomenaceae
Source: the annotation of a GenBank genome assembly